Molecule: messenger RNA, 810 nt
Organism: Phaeodactylum tricornutum CCAP 1055/1
Lineage: Eukaryota; Bacillariophyta; Bacillariophyceae; Surirellales; Neidiaceae
Exons: 3
Coding region: 1-810 (269 amino acids)
Source: RefSeq, a predicted model, not a curated record
AUGAGCUACAAUCAACACGUGACAUUGAUCCGAGACUUGUACAAGAACUUUAGUGUGCACGAUGAUCGUAUCGCCCGUGGCAUUAAAUGCCCGUUGGAUCUAGAAAACACGAAGCUCGCCAUGCCCAACUACCAAUGGUUGUUUCCCCGGACCAACUACAUAGUCGGUAUACGGCAUCCCGUACUGUGGUUCGAAUCCUUUUACAAUUUCCGAAUCCACAACCGGUUUUCCAUGCCUCCGCCCGGCGACCUCGUUGGGCGAUGUCGCCGUGGUGGCUUUAACGUAUGCACCUUUCGCGGAAAUUUUCACCUUUUUCUGAGCAAUCUGGGCAAGACCCACAUGGCGACGGACCCCGACGAACAGCAGUACCUCGCUCCCGAAUUUCGCCACACGCGCGAUCCCAUCGUCAAGUUACCCGGCAAGACACCACAGAAAAUCUUUUUGUACGAAGUUUCGCAACUCAGUGAUCCCGAUCCCGACCGCGCGGCCGAUUUGCGAACCACGCUGCAAUCUUUUUUGAAUCUGACGAUACCACUGGAUCCUAUGAUUUGGUACCGACCAGGGAAACAGCACAAGAAUCAGUGGGAACUUGAACGUCUCAACGCGAAAAAGAUUAAUAUUUGCGACGCACAACACGAAGCGUUGCGUACCGUUCUGCGGUACCAAGCCGGAAACGCCUCGCGGUGGAUUCGGCACUACUUUUUGGACGCUCCGGACGUCGUCACCUCGUCCAAGGAGUAUUUGCGCAAUAUCAUUCUACCGAGUUGGGAACGCGAUCCUUGUCUCGAUCGGGCACUGUCGAUGAGCUAA